CACAAUACUAGCUCAUAACGGAGACUUCAAAGCAUGUAAACGUUACAUAAGGCUUGCAAAAAUGAAAGUAAAAUUGAAACUGAUACAUAUAUAACGGUUCGGGUGUGGGUCUGAUUUUAGUAGCUUCAGCUGAGACAAACCAGCUGUGUUCCAGGAUAGAGCUGAUAUAAAUAUAUUGAGAAAAAAGAGAAAAAAGAUAACCACUAAUGUUCAAUCCAGUGCAACUGCCAUCAAAUGCAGAACUGGAUAAACAAUGGAGGAGAUUUGACUGGGGACAGAAGAAAUACAUAAAAGAAAAGCUGGAGAACUUCUGUCCGAGUCAUCCAGAUGUAAAGGACAUCAAGAUCCUGGUAACUGGACCAGUUGGAGGAGGAAAGUCCAGCUUUAUUAACUCAGUCGAUAGCGCUUCUCUGGGACGCAUCUCCUCCAGAGCAUUGGUUGAUUCAGAUAUUUGUGGUCCUGUUUUCACUCAAAAACUCAAAGGAUUCCCCAUCAGAAGUGAGAAAAAAAGAUUGCCCUUCAUCCUCAAGGAUGUCAUGGGUUUGCUUUCUGAAGCAUUUGAAGGGCCACAACCAGAAGACAUCAUCAAUGCUGUGUUUGGUCACGUGAAGGAUGGCUAUAAAUUCAACGAAAAGCAGCCACUCAAUUUUAAGGAUCAACAAUUCAACUGUGACCCCAAACUCUCUGACCAGUCUUUCUGCCUGGUUUACGUCAUAUCCGCAAUUACAGUCCAAUACACAGAUGAUCGUCUUAUUGACAAGAUGAAGCUCAUCCGCCAGAGAAUCAGUGAAAAGGGGAUUCCUCAAGUGGUUAUCAUGACUCAAGUGGAUAAUGCAUGUUUACUUGUCAACAAUGAUCUACGGAAGGUCUACAGUAGCAAGAAUAUUAAGGAGAAGAUGGAGUUGUGCAGUGCCAAAUUGGGUGUGCCAUUGACAAACAUCUUCCCAGUGAAGAACUACCAUAAUGAGAUUGACACAGAGGAUGACAUUGAUGUUCUGAUACUAAAGGCAUUUGAACAGAUUGUUCAACUUGCUGACGAUAGAUUGAAGGAUAGUGAAAAUUACUGACAAACGUAAGUAAGAAAAGCAAAGUUGUAAAAUCAAGGAAGACUAAGAUUCUGCACUUUUUUAGCUCAUUAAAUAUGAGCAUCUCCCCCUCAUUAAUAACAUUAAAACUAUUAAAUUACUAUAUAAAUAUGGGAACAAUGCAGUGACUGACUAAAUCCUAUUUAAUCUUGAAAUGUUUGUUGCAUGGAGGUGGAGUUCAGCCCGGGUGUCUGGAGCAAUUUGUACAAUCUGAAUGAGAAGAUGUAAUUCAGCUAUCUUGAAACUCAUGUUGAAACUGAUUUUCUUCUUCUUUGCAUUUCACCUCUGCUUUAGUUUGUUUCCCUGUCUUUUAUUUUAAUAAAUCUGGCUUCACUAUGAAUAUGAUUGCAAAAUCAAGUCAACUUUUGAACUUGCUAACUUUGAACAUAUUUUUUUAGGAAUAUUUAGAGGAACUAGAGGAUAUUUAGAAAUCUAACAAUGUUCUGCCAAAAUUCAAUUUUAUGCAUAUCGAACUAUGCAUGGCAGAAAUGUUUAUCCUGUGUACAUCCUCAUAUUUACUCGAAGUGUCAGGAUUUGUGCUCAAGCUCUUGUUGUGAUGGUUCACAGUCUCUCCUCGAUUAAAGACUGCUAAACAUUC
Messenger RNA from Carassius gibelio (silver crucian carp), 1683 nucleotides. RefSeq names its product interferon-induced protein 44-like. The record is from RefSeq and is a predicted model, not a curated record. The transcript has 7 exons. The coding region runs from base 207 to 1067 and encodes 286 amino acids. Lineage: Eukaryota; Metazoa; Chordata; Actinopteri; Cypriniformes; Cyprinidae.